Molecule: messenger RNA, 2195 nt
Organism: Herpailurus yagouaroundi (jaguarundi)
Lineage: Eukaryota; Metazoa; Chordata; Mammalia; Carnivora; Felidae
Gene: TNFAIP8L1
Product: TNF alpha induced protein 8 like 1
Exons: 2
Coding region: 312-872 (186 amino acids)
Biological process (GO): regulation of apoptotic process; negative regulation of TOR signaling
Cellular component (GO): cytoplasm
Source: RefSeq, a predicted model, not a curated record
UGGCCCAGGCCCGUGUAGCCCCGGGGUCUGGUGACUGGUGUGGGGGGCAGGGAAGGCGGUCCAGUCCUCGCCGUGGCCACCCUGACCUCUGAGGGCAGCGCAGGCGGAGGGGACUUCUCCCGGGGUGUGAGCUCGCACAAAGAUGGUCUUUGUGGGGGCUCUGGGCUGAGUGGGCACCCACGGGGCAUUCCUGGUCCGGCUGGCCUGGGGGUGGCUUCGACCAGGGCCUGGGGCGAUGGGUGAGGGCCGGAGGUGGCUCUCAGGCUCGCCUCAUUCAUUUUUCUGGAGUCUCCAAGGACACAGCAGGGCGGAUGGACACGUUCAGCACCAAGAGCCUGGCCCUGCAGGCGCAGAAGAAGCUGCUGGGCAAGAUGGCGUCCAAGGCCACGGUGGCCGCGUUCAUCGAUGACGCGAGCGGCGAGGUGCUGGACGAGCUGUACCGCGCCACCAAGGAGUUCACCCGCAGCCGCAAGGAGGCCCAGAGGAUGGUCAAGAACCUGGUCAAGGUGGCCGUGAAGCUGGGCGUCCUGCUCCGCGGCGGCCAGCUGGGCGGCGAGGAGCUGGCGCUGCUGCAGCGCUUCCGCCAGGGGGCGCGCCGCCUCGCCAUGACGGCCGUCAGCUUCCACCAGGUGGACUUCACCUUCGACCGGCGCGUGCUGGCCGCCGGCCUGCACGAGUGCCGGGACCUGCUGCACCAGGCCGUGGGCGCGCACCUGACCGCCAAGUCCCACGGCCGCAUCAACCACGUCUUCGGCCACUUGGCCGACUGCGACUUCCUGGCCGCGCUCUACGGCCCCGCCGAGCCCUACCGCUCGCACCUGCGCCGGAUCUGCGAGGGCCUCACCCGGAUGCUGGACGAGGACAGCAUAUGACCUCCGGCCCGGGGUUUCCUGAGGGGGGGAGGGGGGGUGGGGUCGUUCUAGAACCUCUUUUCUCCCGCCCGAUUCUGGCCAAAUCCCCGGGACAGGCGGCCUUCCCCCCCGAGAGGAGGCUGAUCCGUUGGAGGCGGCGGUUUUAAGGACUCUGGUCGCCCCUCCUCCCGCACCGUCUCAACAGGAGAAGAGCUCAGCCUGCGGGGGCGCGGCCUCCCCACGCACCCCGAGGCUGCUGCCCACCCAGGCCUGCCUGACCCGACCCCCAGCACCCCUACACUCCCUCGAUCCUUCUGAAGGCUGGCACCUGCCACCUCGUCAUGUUAACGAUGUUGCCUGUUCCUUCCGACAGGGUCGUGGUGAACGGGAAGAAAGGGAGUGUUGGGGGGGUGAGCUGCAGCUCCCCAAAUUCUUGGGUUGAAGUUCUAGCCCCCAGAACCUCUGAAUGCGCCCUUGUUUGGAAAUCGGGCCCUCGCCGAUGGAAUCAGUUGAGGUCACGCUGGAGUGGGGGCGGGCCCCUGAUGCCGCAUGACUGGCGUCCUCGUAAGGGGACAUUCAGACAGAGAAGGCCGUGUGAAGGUGGGGGCAGACUCUGCAUGGCUGUCUACCAGCCAGCGGCCUCCAGAAACUGGGAGAGCCCCCUGAACGGCCUUCGGAAGGAACCAGCCCAACGGACGCCUCGACUGCAGACUCCCGCCUCCGCCUCCAGGGCUAGGAGGGCACAGAUUCCCGCUCUUGCCCUGGGGGUCGAGCGCAGGCAGCCAGGAGAGUGCGGGGGGUGGGGGCUGUGGGCGAGGAUUUGGUUGGGAUCGCUGCCCUGACUCCCACGCGGGAGGAGACGGAGUGUGCCCCCUUGCUCGGGGCUCAAGGGGAAAGCCAUCGGAGAUGCGCGCCCGUUUAAAACUGGUUAUUUCACUUGUGCUUGGUGGCAGGUGUUUCCCCAAGACCUCCGAGAGCGAAGCUCGGCCAGUUCUGGCUUUGGCGACACCCCUGGAAGAUGCGCCACUCUCACCUUGGGGCACAGAUGGGCACGUGGGGUGUGGGAGUGAGUCCGUGACUUCUGUGUGUCGGAGGGGGACACGCGUUUUAACAGGCCGCAGAACGCUCUACAGGCCGGUCCCCUGACGCGCCGGGAAGGCUACUCUGGGCGCCCGCGGGGACGGGGAAAAUGGCCCGUGACCGUUUUUUGCAGAGCCAGGUCUGUUGGGCGAAGCCUUCACACGGGAGGCCUGCAGGCCUUUUUAGGCCAGAAGAUGGGUUUGGUUGACUCCGUCCGUCGUUCGAGACGUUUGGCAUUAGUUAAAAACGAGGAAGUUACACGUA